UGUUUGUACAUUUUAAUAUGUAUUUUAGACAAAAUCAUCAUAUUAACAUAUACAAUAAAAAAAAUUGCCAUUAAAAUAUGAAGUUCACAGAGCAAGCCGUCUGUCGCCAAAAAAAAGUUUUAGAACGUAAAGAAUUGAAAUAAUUUUUAUUUCACUUUACUGCGAAUACAUCAAAUUUUGCUCUUAUUUUCAACAAGCAAAGCCCAUUUGGACAGUCAAAUAUCUCCUUUAAUGACUUUGGAAAGCAAAAAUACCUAUGCUGUACAUUUUAAAUCGAUUAUUUAUUGUAGUUGUGUUUUUUAGCAGCACAAAGGCCUAAACACUGAUAGGUCCGCCAUUUUGGAUGUCGAAAUUGAUCUGCAGGGCACAUGGUCCUAAUUCUCAAAUUUUUGCACGCUUGUAAACUGCACACUUGAACCCUUGUUCACUUUAAGUAAACACUUCAUAGAGGGGCGGAAGGUUGAAUACGCCCCGGGGACCGGGGCGUAUUCAACUCUCCAGGUCGGCCCCUAUAGGAUGCUUGCCGCCGGACGGUUCUCAGUGUAACGCUAAAAGAACUCGACCGUCUUCCGGUGUAAACAUAAGGCUGCAGUUGGAAUAAAUUCGCCGAAAACUUCAAAAUAGCGACCCUUUAAAAAGCCUAAAAUUUUUAACAGUAUAUUUACGCACUAGGUUUGUUGAUUGUUGUUCUAGACGCUGAGUGCAUGAAGUAAUGGAAGGGCCACCGCAGCUACCACCUGAACUUUGGGUUUAUGUGUUUAGCUAUCUUAGCACAGAAGAAAAACACACGGUUCGCUCCUGCUGCAGGCACUUAAAGAAGCUUAUCGACCACCCAUCCCUAUGGAAGGACUACACUGUGGUGAUGUCCGAACUUCGCCGCUACACUUACGGCUUCUGGCACACAUUGAAUUACCGCAAGCUCACCCGGGUGGCUGUGCGACAUCUGCGGCGAAAAGAGUGGCGACGUCUGGUAAAGUUCCUCCCGUCGCUCACGGCCAUAGUAUUUGUAGAUGGCGGGCGACAAUAUAAAGAGAAAUACAUGGACAACCUUGCCCGAUUUCCCAACCUACGUGACCUCGGGGUACGGAACGCUACUUGGGAUGAAGCGUUGCUUGGCCACAGCCUAACGGAGCACCUUCAGGAGCGCCUUACACACCUGAGCGUGUGCAACGUACGGCUGCCCAACACUGUGGAGUUCAUAAAAACUGUGUCCCAGCUGGUCAACCUGCGCUUCCUCCUUUUCCACCAGCAGAGUGAGGGUUAUGGGCUGGACACGGUGAGGCCUGUUCCCCGCAACGACUUCCACGCCAUGUUGCUGAAGCUGAAGAAGCUGAUCCACCUUUCCUGGGGGAUGAAGGGGGAGCCACCAGAACCGCUUCCUGACGACUACUUGAGUCCACCGAAUCCAGAACAGCCAGGAAUGUCUUCGUAUGGUGGCCCGGCACUGACCAGCCUGGAGCUUGUGGACUACCCAGAGACUAUCCUCCCUGAAAAUGCUCUGAGGAGUCUGACCUCACUGCGGUCUCUUGCUGUCCGCUACAGGUACAUCAGAGAAGGGAUUGAGUGUCGACUCAGGUCCUGGCUGAUCCCUCUGCGACAGUUGGAGUCACUCACCAUCAUUGGUGGCAACUCCCUUGCUACAUACACAACCACCAUCCCACCCAGUGUGACCAGGCUGACACUGCGAGUAGCCAUAACUCUGAAAGACAUGGACUCCAUUGCUCCUAAAGUUCCAGGACUGGAGCACCUGGACAUUGAGCAGAACCGUUCUAGUGGAAGCCUGUGCAGACGGAUCCCCAUGCUAUUUCCUCAUCUCAAGACUCUUAGGAUACGAUUUUUCCGCCGGGAGCCAGAGAAAGAUCUCCUUAGUCUCCACAAACUACGACACCUGGUGCAGCUGGAACUCCUGGUUGAGCGCUCCUUCAUUCUGAGGGAUUACCUGAACGGCCACCCGUGGCCCAGCCCCUGUGUGCAGGAGCUCAUCAAUGAGCUUCGGGAUCUGUCAGAGAACAGGAUCACAGUCAUCACCACAAUGCGCCAGAGAAACCUUCUAAGAGAGUGUGACUGUUUGUGGGAGGGGGACUGAUCUGCUUUACAUAGGGCAAGACAAAAAGGUACACGGUUCAUAAGUGCAAUGCUCAAAGACAGUCAAAAAAAGUUCAGAGGUUAAAGCUGCAGUGUUUGCCAAUUUUCCUAAAAUGAAACAUUUGGAUUCUGUAUGUACGCAUUUCUUAAUAAAUUGACAUUCAUAUCAA
This is a messenger RNA of Poecilia latipinna (sailfin molly), 2255 nucleotides long. RefSeq lists its product as uncharacterized. Gene Ontology annotation, molecular function: protein binding. NCBI's taxonomy places the organism in Eukaryota, Metazoa, Chordata, Actinopteri, Cyprinodontiformes, Poeciliidae. The coding region runs from base 713 to 2086 and encodes 457 amino acids. The transcript has 4 exons. The record is from RefSeq and is a predicted model, not a curated record.